This is a messenger RNA of Vombatus ursinus (common wombat), 1862 nucleotides long. It is a transcript of the gene TMED6, whose product is annotated as transmembrane p24 trafficking protein 6. Gene Ontology annotation, biological process: Golgi organization; intracellular protein transport; endoplasmic reticulum to Golgi vesicle-mediated transport. Lineage: Eukaryota; Metazoa; Chordata; Mammalia; Diprotodontia; Vombatidae. The record is from RefSeq and is a predicted model, not a curated record. The coding region runs from base 1 to 729 and encodes 242 amino acids. Gene Ontology annotation, cellular component: endoplasmic reticulum-Golgi intermediate compartment; Golgi apparatus; COPII-coated ER to Golgi transport vesicle. The transcript is spliced from 4 exons.
AUGUCUCCUUCCCUCUUUGUGGUUGUAGUGCCAUUCCUAAAUCUGGUGCUGUUGGCCAGAGGACAGAAGACAGAGCCCUUAAGUGGCCUCACUGACCAAACACUUUUUCGUGGAGCCGAUCGCUACGAUUUUGCCAUCAUGGUCUCACCAGGAGGAACAGAAUGCUUCUGGCAGUUUGCUCACCAAAGUGGAUACUUUUACUUCAAUUAUGAGGUCCAGCGGACAAUGGGACUUUUACACGGCCGUCAUAUUACUGCCACCGCACAUACUCCAAAAGGUUUUCUCAUUGAUAAAUCCCAGGAUAUCCGAGGCCAGAUCAACUUUUCUACCAAAGAGACAGGUUUUUACCAGCUUUGUCUGAGCAAUCAACAUAACCAUUUUGCCACUGUCCAAGUGUAUCUCAAUUUUGGAGUCUUUUAUGAGGGAGCUGACAUGGCGAAUAAUCAGAAGAAUGAGGAGAGACAAAAACUGAAUGAUACUCUGGAUGCCAUUGAGGAGAGUACACGAAAGGUCCAGAUGAAUAUCUUUCACAUGUGGAGGUACUACAAUUUUGCCCGCAUGAGGAAAGGGUCUGACUUUUUCAUUCUCCAGUCAAACUAUAACUAUGUGAACUGGUGGUCAACAGCCCAGAGUAUAGUUAUUGUCCUUUCUGGGAUCCUGCAGUUGUAUUUCCUGAAGCGUCUCUUCAAUGCCCCCCAGGUCACAGACACGAAGAAGCCAAGAUGUUAAAGGCAAGACUAGAAACUAAGUCCUAAUCCCUCCUACCCUUUUUUUUCCCAGAGCUCAUCAAAUCAGUUUUAUGAAACUGUUACAUAAAUUAACCAUCCACACCAAAUUUUUAAAAAAUCAUUGUCAUCAUUGACAAAGGGCCAUCAGCACUAGUAAAAAUUAGUAAAUUCAGAAUUAUUACUUGGCUUUAAGCGACUCCAUGAUAAGUCCUUUAAAAGGUUGCUCUAAACAGUGCUAAUAACUAUUCCCAUAAGUUCUACUGAGCAUAUUUAUCCAGAGCUAAAGGAGUUGGGGGAUGGGGAGGAGGGUUGCUAAAGGAAAGAAAAAUCUUAAAACAGGAAAGAGAGCUAGUGAUGUAUGAGAACAAGAGCUGGAAGAUGGAUCACAGACAAUAUUAAGUAAAAAUAAAUAAAGACCUUAUCAAAGUUGGAAAACAUUUUGUACUUCUAUAAAUUACAUCUUCUGAAUUAAAGAUAAGUAGAUUUGUAAAGCAAUAAUCUGUCUAAAAUGUGAGCCAGCCCUUCUGGGGCUUUAUAUAAAUUAAGUACUCUUAAAAAAAAAAUCACCAAAUCCUUUGGAUGAAGGGGGCAGAUGAGUGGAUGUGAAUCAUUAAUUUCAGAGCCUGUAUCAAGGGCCUUUUGUUCAGCUUAGUAAGGCAAUGGAAAAGAAUUUUUUUAAAAUGUAGCUGGAAAAAAGUCUUGGUUGGUACAGUAAGGUGAUGAGACCUAUAUUUAGCCAAACUCCUAUCGUUCUAGGCCUUCUAAAGAUAAAACAAUCAGAAGCAGGAUCCCAACAGGUUCAUCAUCUAUUUGGCCCUUGGCUUCAAAGAAGUCCGUUGGAUGGAGAGACAAGUAUCUUUCUUUCCCUAUUUUCAGUACCCAAAUGGAGUCUACCUUGCCAGUAACACAUCAAUUUAAUAGAGAGAUUACACCCGGUUUCAACAAACUCCUAAUCUUAUUAGUAGGGCUUACCAUUUCCAAAUAAACAAUGAUCAGUUGGAUACCGUAGGAGCAACACCAGAAAAGAAACCAUGGAAAACAGAGACUGAAAAGCAAAUGUGAAUUCUGCACAAUCACCUUUCUCAGCAUGACACCCUGGUGUCCUUACUACACUCUGGCGGCAAUCUGUACAUA